CACAUGUUUAGUUCCGGUUUUGUCCCUGUGAUAUUUACGAUGCGGGAAAAUGAUUUGAACCUGGCAGUGAAUAUUUCCCGAUUAUUGAGGACGGCUAUUCCGGCGCCUGGUUUGCUUUCACUGUUUGUUGGAUGCAUCCCGAUUUUUGAGCUCGAAGAAUCAGCCGGAUUUUUUGCACUGCCAAAAUUAAAAUCUUAAACAUGAAGAGUCCAGACAUUGCGAACUGUCACAGUUCUCAUCCGGUGAGACGACGCAGUGCGAGAAUUGCAAUGGCGAAAGAGGAAGCUGUGAAAAGUGCUGGAGAUGCAUUGUCAGCGGAGGAUGAACUCGAUGAUAUUCCACUUAUGAGGCGAAUGGAGAUGGUUCAGGACGUGCAGAAGCCGGAUAAGGGUGGUUUGCUUGACGGUCGAAUUAAUACUUACUGCAACGUCAAUGAAGUGGCUAGGAAUAUCAGAUCGAAACUAAGUGACGAUGAGUUGAAAAGGUUUAGGACUUCAGCAUUUGGUGUUAUUUUGGAUGUGUUAGAUUGCCCAUGGAUUAGCGGGCAGUUGCUAAUUCAUUUGGUUGGUAGUACUGUGAGGCCGGCGGAUGGCGGUGGGAGUAAGGACGUGUUAAAAUUUCGACUCCUUGAGCGUGAAGUUGUCUUGACAAAGGCGCAGUUUCACUUGAUUACUGGGUUAAAAAUGGGUGGAUUUCGGGGGCGAAUGGACAAUGGGGCGUGUGGUAGGUUUGCAUCAAGGUAUUUCCCCUCUAGCAAAUCGGUUAAGCGAAGAGACAUUUCCAAAGCAUUCAUUAGCUUUAAUAGGGAUGCAGAGGGGACAAUGCCCAAUGAUGCUCUUAAGAUGGCUUUGCUUUAUGCACUGGCGAACUCAUUUCUUGGUAACCAGCCAUCUGUUAAUUUGCCGAUGUGUUAUCUGAACUUGGUUGAUGAUAUUGACGAGUUCGAUAAUUACCCAUGGGGGGAUGAUGUCUGGUCCGAGUUAGUAGAUCAUGUGUAUAGAUGUGCUAUUUGUAUUGAAAAGGGUGGUAGCAGUAGGCCGACAUUUGGAGGCUACAUGUUUGCAUUACAAGUGUGGGCGUUUGAGACGUUCCCAGCGUUGGAAGAGGCUGGGAUGUGUGAGAUAGAACAUGGAAGGGUGAAUUCAAUACCCCGAUGUUUGAGGUGGAAGGUCAGUGGGAAAUUCAACGCUGCAAAAGUAUCUGAAGCACUGUUUAAGUCUGGGAAGGUUGUAGUGAAAGAAGUUGAGCCAACAGCCGCAGAGAUGUUGUUGAAGAGUGUUAAAGAGCUUUUCCAGGUUAGAAACACUUCUUCGGUGAAGGGUAAGCGGAAGUUGUCGCUGAGUGCUACGAAACGGGUUCGGAAUGUGAAGGAGAAGCAGUUGGCCAGGGUAAAGAAGGUUGAGUGCGGCAGUGUGAAAAAAGUUGAUAAUGUGGUGGGUCGUAGAGGCAAGAAGGAUUGUGUGACAACAAAGGGUUGUGAUCACAUGAAUAUUGUUGAGGAGAUUAGACAGAUAAAGGAGAAACAAGUGGUGCAAGACAGUAAGCUGGAUGAGAUAUUAGGCAUUCUGAAACAGAGAAACGUAUCUGUUGAAGCUGGUUCAGCAUCAGGAAAAGGUUCAUUGAUGGGAGGCAAUGAUGAAGUUAAGGUCCAAGAGGCAGUACCUUCUAGAGCGGGGAAUACACAUGGUGUAAUUAACAAUGGGGAUGAUCUAGAGCUGAGAUUUGAUGCUGGUGGUCCAUCGUUUGAUCUUCUGACACAAAUGCCAAAAGAAGCUGCGAUUGGUGAUGAAGUGGCAUACGAUGAAACUGGUAAUGUAUCGUUGGCAGAAGAUCGUGAUGAUGCGAAGCAGGGGAAGUGUUUGGAUAUCCCCUACACUGAGACACAAUACGAUCUUCAUGAACUAGAUCGUAUUGAGAGAGAAGCCCGAAGUGGUUCAAGUGGGUCAACCAAAGUCAAACUGGGACAUCAUGUCAAUGAAGGAGCACGGAAAGUGAGCAUGGAUGAUGAUGAUUUCGACCGAAUCUUCAUAGGCAGCCGGUUGGGCAGUGGGGAGCAGGAAGUGAAGGGUGGUGAAGACCCCGUGGUGGCGUUUUCUGCACCCUCAAAUUCCAACAGUGCAUGCGUUGAGAUUGAUCGCCCCAAAAGGGUUCAUAAAAGUCCUGAAAGGUAUACUCCCUCGGAGGCCGAGCAAGACAAGAAGAGGCGGAAGCUUGAACGAUUGGAGCGUGCUAGGCAACGUCAUGACUGUGAUAGGGCAGGUGUGAUCUAUGGCCCAUUUUCAAAAGACCCGAAGGAGAUGCCUGACUUGGAUGAGAUAGAGAAGGUCAGAACAUUUUUGAAUGAAGGCUUUUUAAAGAGGCGUGGACGGGGGAACAGGACAUGUAGGUAUACGAGCAAGGUGGAUAACAUGUCCAAAGAUCCCAUUGUGCUAGAUGGGUUUACGGUGGAUAGGAAGACAUGGCUAUAUGAGCUGUUUACAAACACUGAAUGGUUAAGCAGCACGGGCAGGCAGUAUGAACUUUUGCAAAUGUACACGACAACAAGCCCUUAUUUCUUACAAGGGUUGUAUACGCAUCAAGAAAUGGUGAAUGUUGGGAAGGCCAGGAAGGAGGCGGUCUUGGAUAAUCUGAAUCUAACAAGUGAGGUUAAGGGAUUGGCAAGAGAAUAUUCUAGGCCAUGGGCUGAGUGUGAUUUUGUGUACAUGCCCUUAAAUACAGGUAAUCACUGGGUAUUGCUGGUCCUUGAAGUUGAAGGAAGGACAAUAAGGGUGUAUGAUUCGAAAGGGAAAAGGGGAAAAGUUUGCCGGUCAUUGAAUGGAUAUGGGCAGUGUGUCACAGAAUUGCUGCCGGUCCUACUUGAUUUAUUGGGUGUGUAUGACGAGCACGCUGAUGGGCCGAUGGGGAAUAAGAAGUUCUCUAUCAAUAUCAUUGACGGAUGUCCCCAACAAGAUGACGGGUGCAACUGUGGGAUGUUCAUGUUGAAGUUUGCCGAGUACUUAAUGAUGGACCGACACAUUUCUGAGGUGCAAUCCCGCGAUAUGGAGGCGUACCGUGUGAAGAUGACUACGGAGCUCAUUGUGUACAGUAAUGAGCGAAAAGAGCAAGCGAAAGACACGUAGUCAUCACAUGAUUUUAUUUGUUGGCGUGUAGUUGGCAGUGGACAUGGUUUUUAAG
This is a messenger RNA of Cuscuta campestris, 3174 nucleotides long. NCBI's taxonomy places the organism in Eukaryota, Viridiplantae, Streptophyta, Magnoliopsida, Solanales, Convolvulaceae. The record is from the annotation of a GenBank genome assembly.